Messenger RNA from Stegodyphus dumicola, 664 nucleotides. RefSeq lists its product as uncharacterized. Lineage: Eukaryota; Metazoa; Arthropoda; Arachnida; Araneae; Eresidae. The record is from RefSeq and is a predicted model, not a curated record.
AUGAGUCCACUGGAAAACUCCAACUUUAACAUUGGAGACACAGAAGAUCUGAUGUGCGAAGCAUUUCCUUUUUGUAAUCAAAACAUUGUUGCCAUUUGGAAGAAGCACGUCCAAAGCCAGCCUCCAACCUAUAUAUAUGUGAGUGCAGAUCCUUACUUUAGGAAAGAAUUUAACUCUGUGGGAGAAGAAUACCGUGGGAGAACAAAGUAUUUUAUUAAAGGUCACUACGCAAGGCUGAAAAUAUUUCAAUUGAAAGCUGAAGAUGAAGGCAUUUAUAGCUGCGAAAUCUAUUCAUUGCAAGAUCAACCGAAGUGCUAUUAUUCCAUACAAUUUUUCAAGCUUAACCUGAAGCCAGGAGAGCCAAGAUAUAACUACGAAUUUAACAUAACGAAAUACGGAAUUUUGAAAGAAAAUCAAGUUGAACAAAUGCCUAACACUUCGCAAAGAAAUUUGUCUUGGAAUAUCUUAUUCAUUAUUUCAACAAUCGCUCUACUGGGGUCUUUUGAAAAUUCCUUAUUCAAAUAGUUUUGUUAUAAAAUACAGGAUAUUUGCGCCUUAUAAAUAAAUAAUUUGAAUCUAGAAUUGUUCAGAUAAUAUUUCUACAAUAUAUGCAGGAUUUUGUAAUUUUUCAUGCACCGUUACGCAAUAAAAUUGCUGGAAUCUC